UUCCUCCAAUUCUUUCAUUUUUUGCAACCCAUUUGAUUUGUUUGUUCUUGACUGCUUAUGGCAGAGUCAUGCUCAUUUAUAGGGUUCAAGUUCAGUAGUGUGAAAUUCAUUUUACUUCUUGUAACUAGUGGCUUCAUGGAGCUAUUUGGGAAUUGUUUGAAUCUCUAAAUUACUGUAGUUUUGAUGAAUUUAACUACAAAUGAUUAGUAUAAUAGAUGACUUAGUUUCGAAAAUGCCUCAAGCCCUCGCUAAUGUCUACCAUUGAAGGCAAGGUAUCAUGAAAUUAUUCAAUCCCUCUAUUAUAUUAUACAUGUGGUUCUCAUGACCAAUAUAAGUAAGCCCUUAUGAGUUUUAGUGACUAUGUGGACUGUCUAAAAUUAGGAGUGGAUAAGAAAUAGCUUCUUCUUAUUUAUGGUAAGACCACAUGGCUUCUUCCCAUUGUAUUGAAUAAUAUCUCCACCCUCUUUUAACUCUUGAUCAAGGCCUAUCUUAAGCAUUUUAUUUCUUACCUCUUGUCAUUAAAAGUGGGAACCAAAAUUUGAGGUGCUCAUGUGAAAAUAACUCUCAAUCUCACUAUCCAAAAUGAUGCAUUGAGAAGGGGUCAGAUUAGAUUUAAUGCUUCAUUGUUAGUAUUUGUUUAGCUCAUCAUUUACUGAAAAAAAAAAAAAAAAAAUAGCAGCACAAAAUACAUGACCAUAUAUAACAAUUAUUCUAUCAAUUAUAUAUAUGUAUAUAGAACAAUUAUUCUCUCCUAUCCAGAUUUAUCUUGUUAAAACAGGCAUGCUUUACAAGCAAAAAAGUGGGGUCAAACCCAAAACAUCCAGUAGUCCAUGCUGCAAACGUGAGGGUUCAUGCAAUUCCGCAUGACCUGCCUCAUGAUAGUCACCAUGAAAAAGAAACUGUUGUGAUGCUCUAAAUGAAUAUUUGAAAAAUUAUAAUUGCAUUGGAGAAAGUGUUGAAAAUGCAAGGUGAGCUAUAUUUUGGGAGUUUGAUGACAAGUGGGUGCAAAUUUACUUGGACCAAAUGAAAUGUAGGCAAAGAUGAGAAAUAGAGAAAAAUUAGGAGAUAAAAGCCAACUGGUCAAGACACAUCCUUAACCAUUCUUAGCCAAGCAAAUGCUCUCUCUCCUACACUUGAGCAGGUUUUACAAUCCAAUGUGGCUCCACUUAUCAGUAAUUUCUCACUUGCAACUCUCUCUCUCUCUCUUUUAAACGUGUGGCUAACCAUUAAAUUAACUGAAAGUUUUUAAUUAAUUGCCAUUUUGAUGAAGAAGACUUAAAUUGUGAGUCACAAGUAAGUUGUUUCAUUUACUUGUGACAUUGAUUUUCUUCUUCAAUUUUGAGGGUCAAGCUCAGGGCAGGAGAGAGUUAUGCAAUAUUGCAAUAUGCAUCAUUCAGCAGUGAAAAGCAAUCUUGUUGAUUCAGGUUCAGAAACAAACAAGCUUGGGUCUAGAGGCAAUGACCAGCCCCUCUGCCCUAAGCCCCGUCGGAUUGGGCCUGCCAUUCCUGAAUUUCUCAAACCCCAAAGAUGUAGCAAGCACAGCCAACCAAAUAUAGAGGGGAGAAGAGAUAUUCUGAAUAUAAUUUCUGAAAAAAAUAGUACUGAUGGAAGGGAUUCUAUAUGCAAUGGGUGCACACCAUCUUGUUACCCGGGGUCCCCUCCAGGAAGAACAGAUAACCCAUUGGUUCACGACGUGCAAUUUGUUCAUCAAAUGGAACUUCUUUCGCCGUUUACACGAACUAAGCUCUCUGAUAAAUUUGGCUUCACAUCUGCCUCUCCAGUAUGAGAGCUUCAGAAAAUGAUGCAGCAGUUUUGAGGAAAGAAUAUGAUUGUCCUUCACUAGGAGCACCACUUUGAGGGGUUUUUUUUUUGUAGCACUAUUAGUAUGAGUAUGCACUUCAAGUCUUAAUUUUGGGAAUCGGUUUGUAAAUAUUGUGAGAUGAAUGCAUUCAAAUGCAUCUUGUACAUAUUCUGAGAGGGCUAUGAUCAUUUCUUGUAUAUUCACUAAGUCUAUUUCAAUUGUAGUCAUUGUUAAAGAGUA
Molecule: messenger RNA, 2041 nt
Organism: Quercus robur (English oak)
Lineage: Eukaryota; Viridiplantae; Streptophyta; Magnoliopsida; Fagales; Fagaceae
Exons: 3
Coding region: 1370-1786 (138 amino acids)
Source: RefSeq, a predicted model, not a curated record